GAGAACUUUGUGGGCUAUAAAAGCUGCUCCCCGCGCGCGCUUUCCGGCGACCUCUUCCUGCGUUCUCACGGUUGUUUCUGUUUGCGAGACCUGUGGCUCGACCCUGCUGAUAGCAAGAUGUCUUCAGGAAAUGCAAAAAUUGGGUAUCCUGCUCCCAACUUCAAAGCUACAGCUGUUAUGCCAGAUGGACAAUUCAAAGAUAUCAGUCUCAAUGACUACAAAGGAAAAUAUGUUGUGUUCUUCUUUUACCCUCUUGACUUCACUUUUGUGUGUCCCACGGAGAUCAUUGCUUUCAGUGAUAGAGCAGAAGAAUUUAAGAAGCUCAACUGCCAAGUGAUUGGAGCUUCUGUGGAUUCUCACUUCUGUCAUCUGGCAUGGAUUAACACACCCAAGAAACAAGGAGGAUUGGGACCCAUGAACAUUCCCUUAGUAUCAGAUCCCAAGCGCACCAUUGCUCAGGAUUAUGGAGUCUUAAAGGCUGAUGAAGGUAUAUCUUUCAGGGGCCUCUUCAUUAUUGAUGAUAAAGGUAUCCUUCGCCAGAUAACAAUAAAUGACCUUCCUGUUGGCCGCUCUGUGGAUGAGAUUCUGAGACUAGUCCAGGCCUUCCAGUUCACUGACAAACAUGGUGAAGUGUGCCCAGCUGGCUGGAAACCUGGCAGUGAUACCAUCAAGCCUGAUGUCGUUAAGAGCAAAGAGUAUUUCUCUAAGCAGAUGUGAGCACUGGACCACUUUCCUGCCAGGCAGCAUUGAUCAGCCAGGAGAAAAUCUCUUCUUGUGCUCUACUCAUGCUUAAACACGUGAUGUGGUGUGAUUCCAGAUACGCCUUUCCUGCAAGGCUGGGGAUGGGCUGAGCUGUGUUUAUAUUAGUCACAGAAACCAGCCUGUUAAUUUUUUCUUUCUUUUUUUUAAGUGUAUUAAACGCGAAUUCUGAGAA
This is a messenger RNA of Apodemus sylvaticus (European woodmouse), 934 nucleotides long. RefSeq names its product peroxiredoxin 1 (gene Prdx1). Gene Ontology annotation, molecular function: thioredoxin peroxidase activity. NCBI's taxonomy places the organism in Eukaryota, Metazoa, Chordata, Mammalia, Rodentia, Muridae. The coding region runs from base 118 to 717 and encodes 199 amino acids. Gene Ontology annotation, biological process: cell redox homeostasis; cellular response to stress; response to oxidative stress. The transcript has 6 exons. The record is from RefSeq and is a predicted model, not a curated record. Gene Ontology annotation, cellular component: cytosol.